Messenger RNA from Struthio camelus australis, 3443 nucleotides. The record is from RefSeq and is a predicted model, not a curated record. Lineage: Eukaryota; Metazoa; Chordata; Aves; Struthioniformes; Struthionidae.
UCCUAGACCAGAGCGAGGAGGCGCCAGGACGCUAUCAAGAUGCAGUACUCUCAUCACUGCGAGCACCUGCUAGAGAGGCUGAACAAACAGCGAGAAGCCGGCUUUCUGUGUGACUGCACUGUUGUUAUUGGUGAAUUCCAGUUCAAAGCGCACAGAAACGUGCUCGCCUCCUUCAGCGAGUACUUCGGUGCGUUUUACAGAGAUGCUUCUGACAACAAUGUUGUUCUGGAUCAGACUCAAGUGAAAGCCGAUGGAUUCCAAAAACUCCUGGAAUUUAUUUAUACAGGAAAUUUAAACCUUGACAGCUGGAAUGUUAAAGAAAUUCACCAGGCUGCCGACUAUCUCAAAGUAGAAGAAGUGGUCACUAAAUGCAAGAUAAAGAUGGAAGACUUUGCUUUUAUUGCUAAUCCAUCUUCUACAGAGACAUCUAGUAUCACUGGAAACAUUGAAAUGAAUCAGCAGACUUGCCUUCUGACUCUCCGAGAUUACAGUAAUCGGGAGAAAGCAGAUGCUGCUUCUGCAGACUUGGUUCAAUCACAAGCAAAGAAAGUAGCUUUAGAAAAGAAAUCUGCUCAAACCAAAAAGCGAAAGAAGAAUUUCAGCUCCCCCAAAAGCAUACAGAAUAAAUCAGUACAAUAUCAGAAUGAUGUGACUGAGAAUGCAUCCCUUGAAAUGUUCUUAGAUGCAAAUAAGCUGGCCACACAGAUAACAGAACAGGCUGCCCAAGGCAAUGAUAACUCUGAACUACAGUUGUCGUCUGUGGUGGAAAGUGAAACGUUGGCAGCACAAGAUAUCUUAGUUCAGACUCUUACAGGAAAACAAAAACGGGGAAAGCCUCAGCAAAACUGUGCACUGAAAGAGCAUUGUAUGUCUAACAUAGCCAAUGAAAAGAACACUUACCAGCUGGAGGGUGCAGGAGAAGAGCUUGAUCAGAAGUACUCCAAAGCUAAACCAGUGUGCAACACGUGUGGAAAGGUCUUCUCAGAAGCCAGUAGCCUCCGUCGACACAUGCGAAUACACAAAGGAGUGAAACCAUAUGUGUGUCAACUCUGUGGGAAAGCAUUUACACAGUGCAAUCAGUUGAAAACACAUGUAAGAACUCACACAGGGGAGAAGCCAUACAAAUGUGAACUGUGCGACAAGGGCUUUGCCCAGAAAUGCCAGUUAGUGUUCCACAGUCGGAUGCAUCACGGAGAAGAGAAACCAUACAAAUGUGAUGUGUGCAAUCUGCAGUUUGCAACAUCAAGCAAUCUGAAGAUUCAUGCCAGGAAGCAUAGUGGCGAGAAGCCCUAUGUGUGUGACCGGUGUGGUCAGCGGUUUGCUCAGGCCAGCACGCUCACCUACCAUGUGCGUCGCCACACAGGGGAGAAACCUUAUGUGUGUGACACUUGUGGAAAAGCCUUUGCUGUGUCAAGUUCUCUCAUCACCCAUUCCCGAAAACAUACAGGAGAGAAGCCAUAUAUCUGUGGCAUUUGUGGAAAGAGUUUUAUUUCCUCUGGAGAGCUCAAUAAACAUUUUCGGUCCCAUACAGGUGAAAGACCAUUUAUCUGUGAAUUGUGUGGAAAUUCUUACACAGACAUAAAAAAUCUAAAGAAGCACAAAACAAAAGUUCACACAGGAUCUGAAACCCCCCCUGAUUCCAAUACACUUGAGAAUUCUUUCAACGAACAAGAAUCCAUUCAGAGUCAGAGAAGUCCUUUAUCAGAGUCUGUAGAUGUGAAGCCCUCUGAGAUGUCUUUACCACUUCCCCUUCCCAUUGGGACUGAAGACCAACAGAUGCUGCUUCCUGUGACGGGUAGUCAGUCUCCUUCAUCAGAAACAUUGCUAAGAUCUGCUGUGACUGGAUAUUCAGAACCUCAAUUUAUUUUCUUGCAACAGUUGUACUGACACUGCAGUAUGGAGCCAACAAGGUAAUCUGGUAGUGAACUUGCAUACCUUUGGUAAGAUGAACAUAAUCAAACAGUUACGCUUUUUUGAGUUGGACUUGGUUCUUUUUUUCUUCUCUGUAAAGACACUUGUUAGGCAUCUCCAUUGUGCAGUGCUGCCUUUCAUUUCUUGUUGAAAUGUGCUAAUUUACAAUCAAAUUUUUAAUUGCAGUUAACACUGAUUUCCAGGAGACUAUUCCUUUCCAGCAAAACCUGCCUUAAGACUUCUCUCUCAAAUAUGUUAAUGCAUUUUGGAGAGCUCCUCCGGUGUUCCUGCUGAUCUGAUAUGUCGCAAUGUCACUUUGGAGCAGACAUUUUAAGCCAUGUUUAUUAGUUUAAGAAUAUUAGCCCAGACAUAUAAGGGGAAAAAAUAGUAAUUCAAAUGUACUAACAAGCUUGUACUCCUGCAUUCCAAGGUGAUAAAAAGGAGUAUGUGAUGGAAGGUAGGCCAGUGCUCUGGUGAGGUGCUUGCAAAGAAUUACUGCUGUCUGCCAGAAGUAGCUGUCUUCAGUUGAAGUCUGACCAGAGGGAAGGAAAACUUUGGGUAAAUGUCCCUGACAAGGCAAGAAAAGGAGGGUUCAUUUUUUUCCAUAAGUUUGGUAAGUUAAGAGAGAGGUAACCUAAUGACAUAGGUUCCCAAUGGGUAUUCUUUCUAAGAUGUCUCUCUCUUUUUUUUUUCUUUUUCUUUUUUUUUCCUAAGUAAAUCCAACAUUGUACCUUGUCCCACCUUUUUUUCCACAUCCCUAAAAUAUCCUGUGUUUCGGCACAAAUAGCAGCAGCCUUUGCUCAAAAGAAGAGCUGGAACACGAGUGUUGUAGAUGAGACAAAAAGAUGCACUGACUUAGUUGUGAGGCAUGAAUCAUAGUUUCGUAAUAAUCAUUUCUGUUACAGUAGUGUUUCUUGUAGUGUUAGACAGUAGGUACAAAAGAAGAAAUAAAUUCUUUCCUUCACUGAGAAAGUACUAUUUUAAUGCUAAAUGAGGGAGCACUAAGAAAGAAUACAACAGAGCAGAUUGAUAAAACUUUGACUGGAAAGAUAUCUAAGUAUAACUGAUUUGUUUUAAUUGACGUAUUUAUGAAUUGGUUUACCUCUCAUGUCACUUAUCUGCAGUAACUUCAUAAAACUGUUAUUUAGCAAGACCCAUGUGAAAGUAUGUUUUAUUACCAGCAAUCUGAAUUUAAAAGAGCAACACUUUUAGUGUUCUGAUAAGGUUGUUAAAGUCUAGCUGACAAAAUAGUAUUUUUGUACUCCAGUUUUCCAGUUUGUGCCAUUAGUAGCAUAACGUGAGCAUUUAAGUAAUCAUCAAAUAGUAAAGAAACAGUCAUACAACAGUACCAACAAUACAUUUAAAGAUAUUAUUUGUUGGUUAGUUACUUGGUGCUAGCAUUUUAUUUCCACUGAUGCCUUGUGUUCAGACACUGAUAAACAGAAGAGCAUAGGAAAUACCUCUUAUCUGAAUGUGUUUUACAUGGAGUAAUAAUUAAUCUGCACCUUAAUUAAAUAGUCUUGUGAAAAAUU